Penicillium concentricum is the source of this 1800-nucleotide messenger RNA. RefSeq lists its product as uncharacterized. The transcript has 5 exons. Lineage: Eukaryota; Fungi; Ascomycota; Eurotiomycetes; Eurotiales; Aspergillaceae. The record is from RefSeq and is a predicted model, not a curated record. Bases 1 to 1800 code for a protein of 599 amino acids.
AUGCCGUCUCAAUACAACUGCUUACAGCCGCAACCUCCCCUAUCGGCCGACGCCGAUAUAACUGGUCGUGGGGUGAUUGCAAAUUAUGUCGCGACCGCCGCGAUCGCAGUGCUGCUCAUUAUCAUAUAUUUCUUCGUGGUUUACGAGCCAGCUCUGGAUCCCUUUAGGAAGACAGACCAAGACCCUUUGGAUGAGUCGUUUCGUCCCAAACCAAUAGACAGGAUGAUUUUGCGGACUGUGCGGCAUAUACCUAAGCGGUUGAUGGGCGCUCGCAAGGUCAAUAUCAAUGCUCGAGUUGAGAAUGGCUUUAUUGAGUGCAUCCUUGCAAUGAGUGAUCUCCAGGUUGUAACUGGAAUUUCGAUACUCAUAAGUGGAUAUGCGCAACUUCCACAGGGCCUUUCAUCCUUCCACUGGAUGGUUAUCGUCGACCUGGCCUGGUUUUCCUGUCUUACUCAUUUGGCUUGCCUAACACUUCUCCGCAACCAUCUGUACAAUCAUUCGCUUCAGCGCAUAUGGAGGCUGCUCUGUAUGGCUAUUCUUAUCAUACUGCUUACCGUGGCGCUCUCAUUCACAGGAGGGUAUGAUUGGACUGCCUUCGAAGAAUGGGGCUGGAAAAGUCAGGUGGCACUGAAUAUGAUUGAUCCCGCGAUGUGCCAUUUGAGCCCCAACUCAAGGUCAAGCAUGGCAUACUACGGUAUGAUUUUCUCGAUACUGCUGAUAGUAUUCGGGUUUGUGGUCCGUAUAAUCAAGCUACAUAAGACCAUCUCUGUCGAGGUUUGGGAAAAAGCUACAGCUAAGCUUAGCAUGCAAGUCAGCCAUUUAUCAAGCACUACUUUUGCUUGGUGCUGCUUGAAUAGCUCCCCCAAGAGCCUGAAACGUACCCUUAUCUACCGUCCUCUGCUGACGACCCUUUUGGUGGCACGUCUAUUCCUAGAUGGGUGGUCCUCGAUGUUUUUCGAAGUGUGGUGGCUAAUAUUCAGCUUUAUUUGGGGUACCAUCCGUUUAUUCGGAGUACUGGCCGCCAUUCAGGCGACCGUGUAUCUGGAUCACCCAACACACGGGACGUCAAGACCUUACAAAGUGGCGCAGGACUCCGAUGAGAGGGAUAGUGACUGGGAGUUUGGACAGGUUGUGGCGCUUGUCUUACUACUUGCACCUCUGAUCACAAUCAUUAAAUACUUCAAUCACGGUACUCCCUACACGUUCAAUGCUCCAAAAGUUACUGACGGGAUAUUAUUAGAUGGUAAACAGGCCCCCGACUCCCCCGAGGUAGUCACAGGCUGCAGUGAUGAUACUACUUGCAUAUUAUCAUCUCAUUCUGCGUCUCAAUCGAUUUGUCUGACUAUUCCUCCUUUCACGCAUGAAACCUCUAGUCAGCCAGAUAACUCCAACAGCAGCAAGUGGGAUGAUCAUACCCAAACUCUCGGCGCAGCAAUAAUCUAUUUCAUGCUCAUGUGCGCUUUCAUCUUGAUAACACUCAGCAUGACUCGCGGCACAGGCAACCCUCUAAAGUACUGGAAGGAACUAUACCUACCUGUCGUCAUCGCAUUAAUUGGCCUUUGGGGGGUGGUUUUGUUUUCAUUGACUAUUGAAUUAGAUCUUUCCUAUAUGCCUUUAUGGGCUCAACGACUCAUCCACCUGGUCAAUAUUCUGUUUUUUCUAUCUAGUGCGACUAGCUCCCCUUUUCGAGGGGAUCCACUUGGCUAUUUCUUGUUCUUGAUAUCCGCCGUUGUAUUUUACAUCUUGUAUGCUGUCUUCUAUCGGAUUCUGGAAUCGAUCUCUUCGAGAACAAGUGGGUAA